AUGGGAAAUUUUUUUAAUCUUGUGAAGUCAAAGCCUAAUUAUAAGAAGGAACUCAAAGAAUGGAAAAGAAUGAUGGAAAGACAACUUGCAGAAAAGAACAAUGUAAUAAGUAAUCUGAAUGAAGUUCUACGACAACAGAACAAACGUAUCCAACAUAUCCAUAACAACAACCAAGAACUAUUAGACGCCAUUGAACACAUCGUAAAACAGUUGAAGGCUAAAAGUAAUGAGGCUGAACAAGAUGAGAAAUUUGAGAUCUCCGACAACCGCACCCGUGUACUACAGAGCCGUGUUUCUGUUCUGACUUCGAAUCUGAGAGAGGCAAGCCAGCGAAUCGAGACGCUGGCAUCAAAUUUUGAAACGACCAAACAUGAACAAGAGGAUAGGUCGACAUUGAUUUCCUCUGCGAUGAGUGAAUUUAAAGAAUUGACUCAGAAAAUUACAGAUGUUGGUAUAAAUCUAUCACAGCUGGAAUUUAAAGUUCUUCAAAAUGAGAAAAAGAUUAAUCAAGGGAUAAAUGUUAAAAAGCGAACGAUGCUUGAGUCCUUGUUACAGGAGAUUAAUGAACUUGAGGAUGAAAAGGAUGGCCUGCUAAGAUUUACUGAGGAGGCGCUUGGCAUUGGAGAUGAGGACAAUAGAAUGAAACUUUAUGAGAAGAUUAAUGGCACUCUGGAGAAAGUACGUCGCUUUGAAGGCUCUCAGCAAAUCGCAACAUCCUUAUGA
Molecule: messenger RNA, 723 nt
Organism: Pocillopora verrucosa
Lineage: Eukaryota; Metazoa; Cnidaria; Anthozoa; Scleractinia; Pocilloporidae
Product: putative leucine-rich repeat-containing protein DDB_G0290503
Source: RefSeq, a predicted model, not a curated record